Molecule: messenger RNA, 801 nt
Organism: Orbilia oligospora ATCC 24927
Lineage: Eukaryota; Fungi; Ascomycota; Orbiliomycetes; Orbiliales; Orbiliaceae
Exons: 3
Coding region: 1-801 (266 amino acids)
Source: RefSeq, a predicted model, not a curated record
AUGUCACGACAUCCGGAUUUUAAGACCGUUGAGGCUACACGGGAGGAUUGGGAGACGAUUGAAUGGCACCUAAAUAAGACAGUCAAUCCAGAGUGGAAAGUUGGUGAGAAAUAUAGCUUUAUCCUCUUAAGGUCUCGGUGCCUCAAAAUCGAUUGUUUCGGCCAAUUGACUUCGAUCUAUGGGCGCGUAGGAACUGGCGCAACGGACGACUCUUGGAAAUCGUUAAAGAAGGUUGAGAUUGAUCCUUAUGCUGAAGGUAGACGAGUGGGUGAUAACUAUAAGCUUAUGAUAUCUGCCAUCACACCCAGAUUUAUUGGCUUCGUAUCAACGAUAUCUAAAGAUGGGAAAACAACAAACCUUGCACCAUUCUCAUAUACGACGAUGGUUGCUCAUGACCCACCAAUGAUAGCUGCGAACUACACCUCCAUAAAUGCCCCUCCCGGUGUUUCUGAAUUCGAUUUGUCAGGUUUAACUCCUGCCCCUUCUUCAAAAGUUAAGCCUCCACAUGUUGCCGAAUCGGCAUUUAGCAUUGAAGCAAAGCUUGUCUCGCAUCAUCCGUGGGUCUCGCCGGCGACUGGGAAGACUACUGGAGUUACGAUAUUUGCGCAAGGCCUUAACUUCCAUGUUAGGGAAGAUAUGUGGGCGGAGGGGAGUGAAGGUUCAAUUGUGGAUAUUGGGAAGUUGAAGCCAAUUAGUCGGUUAGGUGGGAUCAUGUACGGAAGGACGACUGCUGGUGCCGAACUGCCGAGACCAGAUUUUGCGAAAGAGGCCGAAAAAGAGGAUGUCAAGGCGCUUUUAUAG